UGUGUCAAAACUCAAAAACCAGUCACAAAAUGAAUGAAUUCACAUGGAUUUUUUGCCUUUUGGUAAUACCCUUUGCUUUAUCUUUCCUCCAAAUGGAAUGAAGAAGCUGAAGUGAACCUUUUUUUGGGCUUAUAAAUAGCUUAGACCGUUUGCCAACAGAUCUGCAGUCUUCGCGUGCUCUCUCACUCUGUUUUGCUUUGCAUUACUAUUAUAUAUCUGUCAUUCUUUAGUCUAUCCGUUUGUUUUGGUUUUUUUUUUCUUAAUACAAAGAAAAAUCUUAUCCACCGGCCCUGACACUGCCACCCUUCUUUUCGUUUUUGUUUGGUCUCGUUUUAUUGUGGCUCGUUUCCUGCUAACGGAUAUACAUCUAUCAAAGAAGUUGUUUUGUUCGUUGGUUGACAAAGAAAGCUUCUUUUAGGAGUCUUAAAAAAACGAAAAAUAAAAAAUAAAAAGUUUUGCCUUUUCUGAUAUGGAAAACAAAAGGCAAGUGAGUGGUGGUUCUUCUUCUUCAUCAUCAUCAUCAUCAUCAUCAUCUCUUUCUUUUGAUCAUCUCUUUGGUCCCAAGGACUCUUCUUCUUCAUCAUCUUCCACAAGUGGGAUUUUUGGGACUAUUUUCCCUCCUCCAUCAACGGUGCUACGGAGGGACUCCAGUGGCUCUGGAAUUUGGGGGUCAUGGAAUAAUCAGGGUUUGCCCCAUCAUGGAAAAUAUGGAAAUCCAGAUCAUACCACUGAUAGAAAGGGACAAAGCAGUGGCACAACAAACAAAGACAAGAGUUCAUCCAUUUAUCAGAAUGAAACAGUGGAACCUUGCUAUUUCAGCUCAUCUAUCUACUAUGGAGGCCAAGAAAAUUAUUCUCCAAGGAAGAAAACCACUGAGUCUCCCCAGUAUUUCAAAAAGGAUGGGGAAGAUGAUGAUCCCAAUGGAAACAAUUCUAGUGGUGCUUCGAGAGGGAAUUGGUGGCAGGGCUCACUUUAUUACUAACAUCUUAAUCCAAAAUAUGCAAAUUUGCCAUCCCAAUACUGUAAGGAACACUGGCUGAAUGAUCAGUCCUACUAUUACUAUGGAAAUAAGCUGGUAGAUUUAACUAGCAGUACAGUAGAAGCAUAUAGAGCAUAAUACAGCUUAGGACUUGUGGAAGAAUUUUGUUUUCUUUUUCUCCCAACUUCCACUUGAGCAAGUCUCACCCUAUAAGCUGAUAUAGAUAGGCCAGACAGUUUGCAGAAUCUUGUAUUAUAAGUUUUUCUACUUUUCUUUUGCCUGACUAGUCUAAUCUCCAUGUACUGAACUGUGCUCUGUGGGAUUUUUGCCCACAAGGAAAUCGAUUUGUAUGACUAUAUAUUGAGAUA
Messenger RNA from Durio zibethinus, 1347 nucleotides. RefSeq lists its product as uncharacterized. The record is from RefSeq and is a predicted model, not a curated record. Lineage: Eukaryota; Viridiplantae; Streptophyta; Magnoliopsida; Malvales; Malvaceae.